Molecule: messenger RNA, 3183 nt
Organism: Penicillium chermesinum
Lineage: Eukaryota; Fungi; Ascomycota; Eurotiomycetes; Eurotiales; Aspergillaceae
Product: lipase ROG1 family protein
Exons: 2
Coding region: 1-3183 (1060 amino acids)
Molecular function (GO): monoacylglycerol lipase activity
Source: RefSeq, a predicted model, not a curated record
AUGCAUUGUGUAGGAUGCCAGUGGCCCACUUGUGACGAAGCACUGACCCGGCGUUGUUGCUCCAAGUUUCCGCAUUGCUCCGCCACAACUUACGAACUGCCUUCCCAAACCCUCGACUUUGCUCUGUCGCGCCGCAAAUGGUCUUCGCGAUCGGGUCUUCUCGCAACGUGGAGCUGCCUGCAUACCAUGUCUGUCGAUUUCAAUCGUGCGCGUCGGAGAAGUGGUGAGGUUGGUCGUCCCAUUCACCCACAUAGAGCUGCAAAGUAUCAUAUGCUACGAUUCCAUCCUUCCUUCGAAACUGACCAGGCGCGAUACUGUAGAUACACCGUGACAUACACACCAGCCGCCGAUCCUAUCCUUCCUUUACCUACGGAAUUUCAUGUGCGCGUGAAGAACACUUCGGCCAUCCCUCUCCGCGCGGCGUAUCUACAUGGCCCCUACACUCUCUACGCAGCUUGUUACCCUUCCAUUUUCGACCCAAACUGCAAGUAUGACCGCCAAGAGACAGAUGGAGCCCCCCAAUUUGAGCCAUAUCUAAAAGCUGGUGGAAACUGGGAUGCAACCAUAAAGAUGCCGGCCCAUUUUGGGGAUUCGCACAACCUCUCUGCAGGGCAAGACGGUCCAGACGGCACACCCAAAAUGACCUGGGUUAUUGAGAUCGUUUCGCAGGUCAUUUUUUCAAGUAGUGCUGCAGUUCACUUUGAAUUGCUCGUUGCUCGGGAUGCCAAGUCCCUGGAGUUCUUUUCCUCGAAUGGAACUUCCAGCACUCAACUAGGCCCGCCAGCAAAGCUGCAUGAUCACUGGCCUCCGGGUACUAAGGGUCAGCAAGUCUCUACAGUGAAAGGAGUCUACUCUAGAGCAAUGACUGUGCAAGUCGAUGACACAGUCAGUCUCUGGAAUACUCCAUCAUUAUCUCCUCAACAUGACCCUAGCAGCCAGGAGCCAGAUAUUCGAGAGGAGCCUACCCCCGCUGAAGCCCAUCAAUCGGAUAAUAAGAUUGGCGAUACUCAACGCAUGCCCCCCAAAAAACGAGUACAUCUGGUGGUAAUAACUCAUGGCUUGCAUAGUAAUCUGGGUGCCGACAUGCUCUAUCUCAAAGAAAGCAUCGACCUUGCGGCGCAGAAAACUCGAGAGAAACAUCAGAGCCAGCAUGGCAGCAAGGAGGACGAUGAAGAAGUGAUUGUCAGAGGAUUUCCAGGAAAUGCGGUUCGCACUGAGCGCGGAAUCCAAUACCUUGGCAAACGGCUAGCCAAGUAUGUUCUGUUGAUGACCUACCCUGAUCAGCCAUACUUCCCUUUGAAAGGAUCGAAAUCGAAGUCAUUUCCUCGUCCAUUCGGUGCUCGAAAAGAAUCCGCGCAAGCUGCAGAAUCGACUGCAGCGCGGGAUGAAAAUAAAGGUGCGGUUGAUCACGGUUACCAGAUCACCAGCAUAAGUUUCAUCGGUCAUUCUCUUGGUGGUUUGACACAAACGUACGCCAUUGCCUAUAUCCGAAAACACUCACCCGAGUUCUUUGAUCGCAUACGACCGGUCAACUUCAUCGCCCUUGCGUCCCCGUUUCUGGGCUUGAGCAACGAAAACCCCAUCUAUGUUCGAUUCGCCUUAGACUUGGGUCUUGUAGGACGGACGGGGCAAGACCUUGGGUUGAGUUGGACGGCACCGCGUGUUCGAAGCGGCUGGGGUGCUAUCAUUGGCGGUAAAGGCGAUUCCUCGAAGGAACAAAGCAAUUCUGACCCUGGUGCAAAACCGCUACUACGAAUUUUGCCGUGUGGUCCAGCACAUGAAGCACUCAAGAAGUUCCAGCAUCGCACCAUCUACUCUAAUGUGGUGAAUGAUGGGAUCGUUCCCCUGCGGACAUCCUGUUUACUGUUCCUCGAUUGGAGAGGCCUUGACCGCGUGGAGAAGGCCAGGAGAGAUAACGGCCUUGUCGGAACCAUGGCUGAAUGGGGCUGGGCAGAGCUCACUGGAGCCAACUCCAAGUCUCCUCAAGCCGCUCGGCCCGGUGAGGAAUUGGAAGGUGGCGCAAACUCCUUGGCAGAGAACGACGCAUUAGCUGUGCAGACAUCGUCGCCACCAGCCCCAAGCCAGUUCCUCGAACGAAGAAUGUCGUCCUCACACAGAAGCCAUACGUCUGAUGCAGCCGGAUCGGGAGAGAACCAAACCCCCGGCGAUGCCCUGUCCGGCCCCUUCAACACUUUUUUGUCGUUUUUCCGUUCAAGGGACGUCAACCAAGGGUCGAAGUCUAAACAGUCCAAAAUCUAUAAACGUAGCCAAACCCUCGGCUCGUUCGAAGUCAACGAGCGCCCCUCAUCCUUGGUUAGGGGGAAUUCUUUAUACGAGAAUGAUGAUGGGUUACAUACGCCCCCGAGGACCACAUUUUUUGAGUCGGCUGGAGACUUGCUAAUGCCUCCUAUUCCCCCUCCGGAGUUCAUCAUGGAUCCUGCUGCCCGGCCUCGAACCAUUUUUCAUGAUCGCAUAUAUCACCCUGAUGAUGUUCCUCCUCCUUUACCUGUGAAGCGACGAACUAUGGCGUUGGCAUCAAUGCAGAAUAAGAAAGACAAACGCGCGACUUCUUCUGCCACUCAGGCCCCUUCCAACCCUGGCGGAAUGGCUGCAUAUAGCGAGAGUGGACUGAAAGUCGAAGAGAAGAUUGCGCGAGCUUAUCAUCGCGACUUGACAUGGCGCAAGGUUCUAGUACGUCUGGAGCCCGAUGCACACAAUAACAUCAUUGUCCGGCGCAUGUUUACAAAUGCUUAUGGAUGGCCUGUUGUUAAGCACCUAGUCGACACACACUUCGGCCAUACCCCGGCCGUCGAGACGGAUGACACGCAGCAGCUGGCUUUUGAAAGAGCUAAAUCCCCGGGUAUAGGACCUACCAGCUCUGGCGAUGAGAUUGAGGGACAAUGUACACCAACAGAGGAACAUUCAAGCCGCCCCACCAGCCAUAUGGAUUAUGCUGUAAACCCAUCACAAGAUUCAACGCAAGCGUCCUCUCGAUCUGAGACGUUUCCUAUAGAAGAAGAGCCGCAUGAGACGACAAGCACCAACGGACGGUCUCAGCACACUGAUGACAGUAUACAAGAUUCUGCUCGUUGGACAGAUCGUCAGGUAGACGAAGACAAUGAUUCGGAGUCUGACUUUGAUGAUGCAAAUGUUAGAGAUAUUCGGUGGGCUUCUGGUUCAUAA